AUGGGUCCCAGCAAGUUCCGGAAAGCCAUAGGGGCAGUGAAGGACCAAACGAGCAUUGGGCUGGCCAAGGUCGGGAGCAGCAACUCCCUUGCCGACCUCGAGGUCGCCAUCGUCAAAGCUACCCGCCACGAGGAGUACCCUCCCGACGAGCGCUACGUGCGUGAGAUCCUCAACCUCACCACCUACUCCCGAGCCUUCGUCUCCACUUGUGUCUCCACUGUCGCCCGGCGCCUCAGCAAGACCCGCAACUGGGUCGUCGCCCUCAAGGCCCUCAUGCUCGUCCACCGUCUCCUCUCCGAGGGUGACCCAGCCUACGAGCAGGAGAUCUUCUUUGCAACUCGCCGUGGGACCCGCCUUCUCAACAUGUCUGACUUCCGAGACACUUCCGGAAAGUCCAAUGCUUGGGACUUCUCGGCCUUCGUGAGAACCUAUGCCCUCUACCUGGAUGAGCAGCUCGAGUUCAAGGUACAAGGGCGCAGGGCAAAACCCGGGGCUGCCUACGCCCAAUCUCCAUCUCCUGCCGAGGAGGAUGCCGCCGCAGCCAAGGCAUUGGUCGUGAGGGGGACUCCUUUGCGCGAGAUGAAGAUCGACAAGAUUUUCUCAAGGGUCCAUCACCUCAUGCAGCUUCUCGAGAGGUUCUUGGCCUGCCGCCCGACAGGCGCCGCAAAGGAGAAUAGAGUCGUGUGUGUGGCCCUGUACCCGAUCGUGAAGGAGAGCUUCCAGCUGUGCUACGACAUAACCGAGAUACUAGGCAUCCUCAUCGACCGCUUCAUGCAGCUCGAGAUUCCAGAGAUGGUCAAAGUCCACCACAUAUUCUCCCGAGUCUCCAAGCAGUACGACGAGCUCGACUCCUUCUACGCAUGGGGUAAAACAGUCGGCGUGGCCCGCUCCUCUGAGUACCCGGAUGUCGAGAAGAUCUCCCAGAAGAAGCUUGACAUGAUGGAUGACUUCAUCCACGAAAAGUCCGCCCUAGAGCAGAAUCGCCGGUCAGGAUCCGUCGAUCCGGAGCCCGAUCCAGAGCCGGAGGGCAUGCAAGCCGAGGCAGAACCAGACAUGAACUCAAUCAAGGCGCUACCGCCACCAGAAGGGUUUCCAGACGAAGAAGCCAAGGAGGAGGAAGAAAAGGAAAUCAAGAAGCCGAAGGAGGAGGACAAGGAGAAGAAGAUGGUGCAGGAGGUCGGAGAUCUGUUGAAUCUCGGAGCGGAUGCACCCACCACGGAAGAGCACAUUGAUAAAUUGGCGCUGGCUUUGUUCGACGGCGGUGGGCAGACAAUGGUGGCAGGAUCUGGAAAGGCACCGUGGGAGGCGUUCAAAGACUCGGGUGACUGGGAGACUGCGCUAGUCCAGUCGGCUAGCCACCUGUCCAAUCAGGCGAUGCACCUGCCAGGCGGCAUGGACUCGAUGGUGCUGGAUGGCAUGUACCAACAGGGAAGGAUGACGCAGGCGGCGGCGAGCUCAGGGCUCGUUGCAACAGGGAGCGCGAGCAGCGUUGCGUUUGGGUCGGCUGGGAGGCCGGCGAUGCUGGCGCUGCCGGCGCCGCCGGGAGGAGAGGCGAGCUCGUCAGAUCCGUUUGCGGCGUCGUUGGGGAUAGCGCCGCCGGCGUACGUGCAGAUGUCUGAGCUAGAGAAGAAACAGAGGUUGCUGGUGGAAGAGCAGGUGAUGUGGCAACAGUACGCGAGGGACGGGAUGCAGGGGCAGGUAGGGGGACUACGACAACAGCACAACGUGUACCCCUACAACACGAGAACAUUUUGA
Molecule: messenger RNA, 1755 nt
Organism: Striga hermonthica
Lineage: Eukaryota; Viridiplantae; Streptophyta; Magnoliopsida; Lamiales; Orobanchaceae
Source: the annotation of a GenBank genome assembly